Messenger RNA from Rhinichthys klamathensis goyatoka, 711 nucleotides. RefSeq names its product mitochondrial ribosomal protein L21 (gene mrpl21). Gene Ontology annotation, molecular function: structural constituent of ribosome. Gene Ontology annotation, cellular component: ribosome; mitochondrial large ribosomal subunit. The record is from RefSeq and is a predicted model, not a curated record. The coding region runs from base 64 to 687 and encodes 207 amino acids. Lineage: Eukaryota; Metazoa; Chordata; Actinopteri; Cypriniformes; Leuciscidae. The transcript has 8 exons.
UUAUGUGUCUGGAGGAAGCUUUUGUCAUCCCUCACAUUGUGCUUCCGGCACUUAGUUCUCGCCAUGGCGAUGACUUUGAAUCGAGGGAAUAUCGCGGGGGUUCUGCGGCUUCUCAGGACCGCUGGAGAGCAUUUAUCACGAGCCACAACCAAACGUGGUUUGGUUCCUGCACUGACCCGCUUUCAAAGCUCGGCAAGCAUCAUUUAUCCUGCAAGUUAUGUACCACCGACAUCACUAUCCAGACCGCCGUGGCCUGAGCUACCAGUGUUUGAUCCUGAAGAAGAGGGUAAAAAGCAUCAAGUGGUGGUAGGAAAGGUAAAUGGCCUGAUUGAGAAUGGUGAGUUUGGACGUUUGUUUGCUGUAGUUCAUUUUGCUGGCCAUCAGUGGAAGGUGACCAAUGAAGACCUGAUCCUCAUCGAAAACCACAUCGAUGCAGCAUGUGGCGACAGGAUAAGAAUGGAAAAGGUGUUAUUAGUUGGAGGAAGUGAUUUCACUCUUAUUGGAAAGCCACUUCUUAGCUGUGAUUUAGUUCAAGUUCACGCUACAGUCAUUGAGAAGACCGAGUCUUGGCCGAUGGUUCACAUGAGAUUCUGGAAGAGGCAUCGAUUCCAAAAAAAGAGAAUCAUUAUUCAACCCCAGACCAUACUUAGGAUCAACACCAUUGAUGUUUUACCAAGACUGUUUUAACCCGUUGCAUUUGUAAAGUAAAUU